CCUGGUGACGUCUGAAUUUGAUUAUUAUUCAAUUAUUAAAUUAGCUUAGCUUGUAGCCUUCACUGCUCACUGAUGAGCAAUGUGGGGUUCAGUAUCACUAGUCGACCUGCUCUACCCAGCCUUACAAAUAUGUUCAUUUAAAUUAAAAUCAAGAAAAAUUUACAAAGUUUAACUGAUCCAACAGACGUUGAUCAGGUUGAUCAUUUAAAGAUAAACACGUUCCUGAAGUUGAACAGAGUGAGAUGUCGCUGCUUCAUAGGACCUUUGAUCUGAGUUCUGAAUCCGGUCAGAGUGAGACCUCCUCAUAGACGCCUCCUCUCUGACGCCUCUCCGCCCUCAAGUUACACACAAGCGAAAAUGUGACACUUCCGGCCUGGACUUUCAAAAUAAUAAAUAUGUUUACAAAUAGACAAAAGGUCCGUUUUAUACACAUUCUGACAGUCAGUAUAGACAACUAAUGGCGUCAUUAUCUGUCUCUUUUUCCCUGUCAUUUAAUAAGGUUGUUUAUUGGUGGAGGCAAGUUGCGCAUUUGUAUAGAAUUUAUUUUGAUGAUGUGACUUACUGACGCUGCAGUGACAGAUCAACUUCUGUAGACAUGAAGCAACAUGUGUGUACAGACACACACAUCAAUCAUCUCACUGAUCACAGUUAUAGUAGUAGUGCAGUUUAUAUCUCAGUCAUAGGUUUUCUGUUUUCAUCAAAUAUCCAGUUCCUCAGCAGCUUAAUAAUAUUCAGCAGAAUUAAGUGAACAAACGACAAAAUAAAAUGUAAAAGUUUGAAAGCUUCACUGAAACAUUUAUUCUGAAGUCCUAUAUUCUGACCGGAAGUUCCAUCUUGUGUCUCCUUCGUGCCUCCUUAUUUUGUGGCGCUUGUCGGAGCGGCAGUCUGUGCGGAAGUUGUUUCAUCCUGCAGGAGGAGAAGCAGCGAAGAAGAAGAAGAAGAAGAAGAAGAAGAAGAAGAAGAAGAAGAAGAAGGUCCUCAGCUCUCCGCCUGAACUCAUCAGACCUCUGGAGGAAACUUCAACCCGCCGCCGACAGCAGCAGCUCCUCCGCCGGCCUCCUGUUUCUCCGGGCGAUGGCGAGGCCGAGCCACAGCGAUCAUGUGCUCCAACAGCUCAACAACCAGCGGGAGUGGGGCUUCCUGUGCGACUGCCUCAUCGCCAUUGGGGACAUCUACUUCAGGGCGCACAAGGCCGUCCUGGCUGCUUGCAGCUCCUACUUCAGGAUGAUGUUUAUCCGGGACCAGCACGGGGCCGGACGUCUGGACCUCAGCAACAUGCAGAUCAGUGCCGAGUGCUUCGACCUCAUCCUGCAGCUCAUGUACCUCGGACGCAUUGUGGUGGGGAGCUACGAGUUUGAGGAGCUCAAGGCCUCCAUGGCAUACCUGCAGAUGUACUACAUCCCAGACUCACUGGAGGAUCUCAGGGACAUCAGGAGCUCCAACUUCACCCCUUCCUCCUCAGCCACCUCCUCCUCGUCCAGUUCCUCAACUGGCCCCGCCGGUGGGAAAAUGAUGUUUGGAGUUCGUAUGUAUGAACAGCAGAGGCCCGCUGCACCAGAACCAGAACGUUUACCAAAAGCUGUCAACAGCACGGCUGUGCGUCCACCUGCUCCAGCGACUGUCAGUAGACCAGUGGUGGAGGAGGUGGUGACCACUCCUCUGAUAGUGGCCCCACCAUUGGUGGACGGAGGAGCCGAGCAACCAUGUGAUUUGAGAAAGAGGUCCAGUGGACGAGGUUCAACUCUUAAAGACCGUCCUCGUUUCGGCCGCACCUACACCUGCGAUGACUGCGGCUUCGUCUUUAGCUGCGAAAAACUUUUAAUCGAACACAUCCUGACCUGCACCAACCGGAAGGCCUUCCAUCAGCCCAGAGGUACCAUCGAAGGUGACAAUGAUUCCAGUAAAGCUGAGAGCUCCACCUCUGACAGCAUCGAGGAGCACAGGGUCACCUGUAAAGGUGAGGACGACUGGCCCGAGGACAAGGCUGACUCUGACCUCACCAUCAGGUCGGUGGCAGCCGGGACAGACAGCGAGCCUGGAUCGACCCGGAACAUCUCCAUCAAGACGGAACCAGAGGAAGGCAUAUUCCCUGAGAUAGAAGUGGUCCGCGUUGGUGAGCACUCCAACAGAGACUGUAGUACACAGUUCAGUGAUGCCACGCGUAAAGACUUGCAGAGGGACAAACCAGGAUCAGAUCGUGAACCAGAGCCUGGCGUCUCUGGUAUGGAUAACAGCAGCGAGCCUUUCGAAGUCCACAUGUCCAGCAGUGAAGAAUCAGGAGUCCCUGUGAAGCUUCGUAAGCUCAAAGAUGAGAAACAGGACGCCGACUGUGCCCCCUGUGAACUGUGUGGCGCCCUGUUAACAGAGGAGGACAAGUCCGCCCACUAUCUGUCCAAUCACAUGGGCCACAUAUGUGCCUGUGGGAGGUGUGGCCAGGUGCUGAUCAAAGGACGCCAGCUCCAGGAGCACGCAGAGCGCUGCGGAGAAUCCCAGGGCGGUGAGUCAGACUCCCAUGGGGAGGACGAUGCUUCCCUGUUGGAGGAGCCACAGGGGAUGGAGGAGGGCCUGCUGGAGGCGGCCGACCUGGCCUGCUCUCACUGCGGCCUGCUCUUCCAGAACGAGAGCCUGGCGCUGGAGCACGCCUUGUCCUGCCACGACCAGGAGCUGUUCCGUCCAGUGCUACUGGAAGAGGGCAGCGAACCAGAUCACCGCCGCAAACAUUUCUGCAGCAUCUGUGGCAAAGGCUUUUAUCAGCGCUGCCACCUGCGGGAGCACUACACCGUCCACACCAAGGAGAAGCAGUUUACCUGCCAGACCUGCGGGAAGCAGUUCUUGCGGGAGCGCCAGCUCCGGCUGCACACUGACAUGCACAAAGGCAUGGCGCGCUACGUGUGCCCGGUCUGCGACCAGGGAACGUUCCUCAAACACGACCACGUCCGACACAUGAUCUCCCACCUGUCGGCCGGGGAAACCAUCUGCCAGGUGUGUUUCCAGAUCUUCCCUGGUGGAGAACAGUUGGAAAAACACAUGGACGUCCACCUGUACAUCUGCGGCGUCUGUGGAGAGAAGUUCCGCCUCCGCAAAGACAUGAGGAGCCACUAUAACUCCAAACACACCAAGAGACUAUAGGACCCUCCUCUGCAUUUAUAAUAGUUUAUUACUAAAAAAAAAGCCAUAAAUGUGAGAACAAAUGUAUGCACUUGAACACCAAAAAGAUGACUUUUUAAUCUGCACUUUCAAAGUAUAUGCAUAACCUAAACGAGCGUUCACACUGCGAGCAGCGGGGCUGAUGAUUGGUCGCUGUGUUCUGACUCAUGGAGAUUGUGUGACAGUCUGCAGCUCUGAAUCAAAGACAUUCAGCUAACAGAGUCAGACACACCCGAUGAAAGUAGAGUUAACUGAAACUACAAACCUUAGCUGACCGUCUUCGGCCACAGCACAGCUAACCAGCUACAUAGCUAAUCUGAUGUAUACUCUUGUUUAGAAUAGUUUGUAAAUAGGCUAUAAACAGGAUGAUACAAAAACAGACGUCCAUCUUUAUGAUCCUUUAAACUGUCCAAAGAAUUCAAACUGAGAUUAAACAACAGUUAUGAAACUGUUGGACGCUCUGUAACGAAUGAUCCGUUACUCAAACUUUAGCACUAGAAUGAACCAAAGUCGGCUCAGCGAUGAUUCGUCAGAUGAAUUCUCGAGACUUUGUGUUGGUUCAUGAUUGUGUUGCUCACAGUGUGAACGCACCGUACGACCGGCAGUGAACUCCAAGAGAAAUGAUAACUGGUCCGUCCUCUGAGCUUCAGGUCCUGUUCUGACCGUCCUGCAGACAGUGUGAUGAUUUGAAUUCUGAUGUUGAGUAGACGCCCAGUUCAUUUUCUGUUUGGAGCGACCCGUCUGUCUGAGUGUCUGUCAGCAUUUCAGAGGGCCACGAUGCCUCAACGUUUCCUCAACGUUUCCUCGCUUUGAUGUCAGUUUUUUUCUUAGAAUACUAAAGUCUUAGAAUACAAAACACGUUGAGUUUGUCAUGUUCACGUUAACAUGCACAGUCGGUGGAAAAACACUGAAUUGUGAUUCUGUUUUAAAUCCGACAGCACACUGAUUCAUGUUGUUUUUAUCGCUCGUCUCUUCGUUCACGUGUCUCGAUGAUGCGACAGUCGCUGACCAACAUGCUCAGUGUUCGGUGCCUUUACUGUAUCAGUGGUGCACACUAGCGCCAUUGCUGUCUUCUUCACAGUGAUGCAUGCUGGGAGAUGGACUGGCCUCCUGUUUCAGGAAAUAUUCCAUACAUCCAAUUUGACAAAGACAACAAAACACUAGAGGAGGUCUGCUCAUCAGACCAGCGCCGCAUCUGUGUGCUGGACUGGACUGUUGAUUUUAAAGAAAGUUUCAGACCGGCAUCUCCCCAUCUGUAGAUCUAAACACAGUAAUGGUUCUCAGGUGCAGACCAGAACAGAUGUGGUUUCAGUCCGGUCACUCAGUAGUUUUGGAACAGUUUGUGUUGGGAAUAGGAUCCAACCUGAAUGACAAAGCUCCUGCAGCCAGAUGUGCUUUGCAUGCUGGGAUGUGGGAUUUUGGUUUAUGGAAUUUCUUUCUGUGUGAAAAGAAACCAAACUAAACAACAGAUUUACAAACUCAUCCGCUGACUCGGCCCAGAGCAAACCAGCACCUGUCCCAGGUGAAAAUGGGUUCUUCUACUAAUGGAUCGCCUUGAGUCACAGUAAGUUGUUUUCGGUCAAAGCUACACUGCAGAUCCGGACACGACUUUAAACAGAGAAUAACUGGGAGAACCUGAACUUGGUGGAAUAUGCAAACUGAAACCAGUCAAACCACCCAAAACCAUUUCAGUCCAUCUAAACCUGUUAAACUGGUUAAAAGUCAAUGGACAGCUGCUCUGAACUCAACUAUUCUCAAGUGAGCAGUAACAGAACCAACCAAAACCACUUCAGAACAGGCUACACAUGGCAGCAUCCAGUCUAAACCACUUUCAGAGUCAAUUAAAACCAGACCCAAACCAGUUCUGAAUGGACAUCAGCAGUUUACAGCCAGUCCAGACCAGUUUUAUGCCCAGUUCACACCAUUUCACAUCCAACUCAAAAGAGGUCCAAUCCAACUACAGCAAGUUCAGAAGCUGCCUAAACCAGUCCUAAACUGACCCAAAGAUUUCAGCCCGAUACCAUUUCAGAACCAAAAUGAAAAUUAUAAAUCAGUUGUCAAUAAAACCUGAUAGUGAAGAAACUAGUUGAAAGUUCCUUGCAGUCCUGAACCAGCUGAAACCAGCUCAGAAAUGGCCCAGCAGGACUUCAGUUCUUAGCAGUCUGCAAUCAGUCUUGAGCAGUCUGAAACAAUUCAGACCCAGUCCAUCUGUGAUUCUGGUCGGUGAUGGUGUUAUUGUCUCCGUCCACAGAUCUUUAGACAAUCGAUGUUUGAUGAGAACACUGUGCCAAUCAGGACCGGAGAGAGACUUAAUUCAUGAGGCCCAACAGAAUCCUGCCUUAGACCCGAUCAGAAUCAAACUAAAGGGCACUUUGAUUGAAUCCGGUAACUUUAAACUGAAGGCUGAAACCAGUCCAGAGUUCGUUACGGACCCUAAGAAUUCAGAACCAGACCUGAAUGAAGCAGGAAGUGUCUGCUGAUGAAUCUGAAUCACCUGUUCCUGCUGCACCUGAGUCACUUGGAUAAACUCUCAGAAACGUCCUUUUUAAUGGUACCGUGUCAAUGAUGUGAGCACUUGUUGCAGGCGUGUCGGCUCUGACAUGAACCACAUGGACCUGGUGGCCGUGAAAUGAAGCUUGUGUGUCGUACUGCAGAGUUCCAGGUCAACACAGGGCGUCGAUGCAAACUGACGGUCUGGAGCUACCGUUAGCAUUAGCCACGUCUUAGCUCACGUCACUGUUGUAAUUGUCACAUGACGCAACAGGAAGCUGUGUAUAUCAACGAAUUGAACCCUGGAUGUCAGCAGAUGGUGAUGUUGGCGACAGAUUGUCUCUGUUGUUGCUCCUCAGCUGCUGAUCCAUCCGUGAGGUUCUGACCUGUAACGCAGCAGCGUGACGGCAUCAAGCUUCACUACUCGAACACGUUGGUGAAUGUGGUGUUUGUUCUGAAGCUUUUCUCUCACCAUGUUUGUGGAGUUUUGGAAGAAUGAACUCAAACUUUUCUUAAGCUCUUAAUAAACCAAGUGAACUUCGGUUGGUGAA
Messenger RNA from Acanthopagrus latus (yellowfin seabream), 6188 nucleotides. RefSeq names its product zinc finger and BTB domain containing 1 (gene zbtb1). The record is from RefSeq and is a predicted model, not a curated record. Bases 1075 to 3129 code for a protein of 684 amino acids. NCBI's taxonomy places the organism in Eukaryota, Metazoa, Chordata, Actinopteri, Spariformes, Sparidae. The transcript has 2 exons. Gene Ontology annotation, molecular function: protein binding. Gene Ontology annotation, biological process: negative regulation of transcription by RNA polymerase II; regulation of cytokine production; regulation of immune system process.